AAUGUUAUUUUAAUAUGGGAAUUUUUUUUAGAUCAUCCAAUUUUUUCUGUAAAUAUACAUCCAGAUGGGUCGCGGUUUGCUGAAGAUAGACAAGGUAUGGACACUGGUUGAAUUGUUAUAUGGAACAUGUCUCUUGUGGUUGAAGAAGCAGAUGAAAAAGAUGAAAACGUUCCAAAGGUUUUGUGUCAAAUGGAUAAUCAUUUUGCUUGUGUAAAUUGUUCCCGGUGGUCUGGUAGUGGAAAAUAUUUAGCUUCUUGUGGCGAUGACAAGGUUCUAAUGAUAUGCGAAAUUGGAAGGUAA
Messenger RNA from Parasteatoda tepidariorum (common house spider), 300 nucleotides. The record is from RefSeq and is a predicted model, not a curated record. NCBI's taxonomy places the organism in Eukaryota, Metazoa, Arthropoda, Arachnida, Araneae, Theridiidae.